Messenger RNA from Protopterus annectens (West African lungfish), 1545 nucleotides. RefSeq names its product caudal type homeobox 4 (gene CDX4). Bases 1 to 807 code for a protein of 268 amino acids. NCBI's taxonomy places the organism in Eukaryota, Metazoa, Chordata, Ceratodontiformes, Protopteridae. Gene Ontology annotation, molecular function: DNA-binding transcription factor activity, RNA polymerase II-specific; RNA polymerase II transcription regulatory region sequence-specific DNA binding. Gene Ontology annotation, cellular component: nucleus. Gene Ontology annotation, biological process: animal organ morphogenesis; cell differentiation; regulation of transcription by RNA polymerase II. The record is from RefSeq and is a predicted model, not a curated record. The transcript is spliced from 3 exons.
AUGUAUGUGAGUUACCUUUUGGAAAAAGAAACCAGCAUGUACCCUGGAUCUCUACGUCGCCCUGGCAUUAACCUGCCUCCACAGAAUUUUGCUUCUGCUGCACAAUAUUCUGACUACAAUGGAUAUCAUCAAGUGCCAAAUGUAGAUUGCCACCACAGUCAGCCUUCAGGGGUAUGGGGGUCUGCGUAUGGCCCCCCUAGGGAUGAUUGGAAUACUUAUGCUGCGGGACCAUCUGGUACUACAUCUGCAAACCCCUCUCCUGGGCAGGUAGUGCCAUACAGUCCCCCUGAUUAUGGCUCCAUGCACUCAGCUGGACCUGGGAUUUUAUCUCAUGUUGAUACAAUAAAUGGGAACCAGAUUUCACCUAGCAAUGAAAGGCAUGAGUCCUAUGACUGGAUGAGAAAAACAGCACAGUCCAUUUCAACAGGUAAAACAAGGACAAAAGAAAAAUACAGAGUUGUAUAUACAGAUCAUCAACGACUGGAGUUGGAGAAAGAGUUCCAUUCCACCAGAUACAUUACAAUAAGAAGAAAGUCUGAACUGGCAGUGAGUUUGGGUCUUUCAGAGAGACAGGUGAAAAUUUGGUUUCAGAAUCGCCGAGCAAAGGAGAGGAAGCUUCAGAAAAAACGACUAGGCCAGUCAGAUGGCAGUGGAGGUUCGACACAGAGUGACCAAGGUUCAUUAAGUCCAAUUCUGGUGUCUGGUUCAGGAAGCCCAAUAGAACUGGUCAACUCCUUUUUUCCACCACCCCCAAGAAUUAAUAACCUCAAUCAUUUAGGAGGCAUACAACAAGUCAUCAUUGACUGAAUAUAAACUAUUCGUAAACAUUUUUGUGGUGGAACUAUAUGUGCUUAAAAAUAAUAAUGUAUGCAAGCACUGCAUUUCUUACUAUGGCCAGUAUUAUUUUGUUACUGGAUGCUUCUGGUGGAAUAAAUCUGGAAGUAUAAAUAUGGGACAGCCCAAACACCUGAAGAACUUUGAUUGUUGCUUCAUUGGGGUUUUGAACGACAGCUUGUUGAAGGAUUAAAGGACAAUGGACAACCUGACAUCUGUUUAAAACAGAAAGAUAGCUUGGCCCACAGGAUACUCAAGGAAAAUAAAUAAAUGCCACAGUCAAUUCAAUAAGGUUAUACUGUAUUGUACAGCAAAGAAUGAACAUAAAAAACUGUGUUGAAAUGGUUCAGAAUAUUGAAGAAUUCAGUUAAAGUUAGGUUUAGAUUGUUCAUGUUUGAAACAUUGCUUUGUUUCAUUUUUACUGCAGGGCAAUUUGGACAACAUUUCCAGAAGAUAGGUUAUUUUUUAUUUACUGUUUACAUUGUUUCCAUUUGUUUGUUUCUUUCAAGCAAUAUGUCUUUGGUACAGUCUUGGAAUGUGAUGAAGCAGGCAGACCUCAGGAAGUUGUAAAUCUACUGCCAUGUCUACAAACAUGUCGAUACAGAAUUGAAAUACAAAACAAAAGUGCGUGUGUGCACGCUCUCGCCCAUGCUGUGUGUGUGUGUGUGUGUGUGUGUGUGUGUGUGUGUGUGUGUGUGUGUGUGUGUGUGU